This is a messenger RNA of Caenorhabditis angaria, 1283 nucleotides long. The record is from the annotation of a GenBank genome assembly. NCBI's taxonomy places the organism in Eukaryota, Metazoa, Nematoda, Chromadorea, Rhabditida, Rhabditidae.
AUGGGCAGAGUUUUCAAGAAAAAUCAAACCAAAAAACGGCAAAAGGAAGAAGAGGAAGAAGUUUCUGAACAACCGGUUAGUUUUGAUUUACAUGUUUCGUUGAAAUUUUAAUUUUUAGGUUUUGAAAAAGAAAAAGGAAGAAACUCCUGAAGUUGAAGAAGAAUUAGAAGAUGAAGAAAUUGACGACGAAGAAUUCGAGGAUGAAGAAGAAAUUGAUGAUGAAGAGGAAGAUGAAGAAGAAUUAGAAGAUGAAGAUGGCGAAGAGAAUGAAGAAAUUUUGAACUUUGAUUUCGAAGGUUUUCCAAUGGAAGAAGAAGAUCGUGAUGGAAUUGUUAAUAUGUUAACACAAACAUUCCUUCGAACAGAUAUUGAUUUGAAAGAAUUCGCAGAAACAUUGAUUAAUCAAAAAUCAAUUGGUUCUGUAAUUGGACCAGCAGAUGAUGAAGCAGAUGAAGAUGAUACUCAUGUUGUUUAUGGAGUAUGUUCGACACUUCCGAUUGAUAAUAAAAAUCAGCCAAAAUUUGUGAAGGAUAUUCAAAAUUAUUUGACGACUAGAGCUAAGAAAUCAGCCAGCAAAGAAGUUCAAGCGAAAAUUGAGCAGUUUUUUGGGGAUGAUGAUUCGGCUAUUUUUGUCAAUGAAAGAAUGCUCAAUUUUCCGCAUUUGGUUGUUCCUCAUAAUUUUUCAGCAAUCAGGUAGGAUUUUGAGAUUGAUUGAGAAAAAAUGUAAGAUUCCGAAAAUAUUUUUAUUCUAAAAUUAAUCAGAACAUUUUUUAAUCGUUUUUCAAGUUUUAAAAUAGACAAUUAUUGCUCCAUUAUUAAAAUUAGUUAUCAAAUUUAUUUCAGAAGUGACCUCGAAAAACUCAAAAAAUCAAUCAAAACAGUGAUGUACAUCCAAAAAAUCCGAGUCUCUGACAAAAAACCAGAAAACGGAGAAAGUUCGGGCGGACCAUCGAAAUCGAAACGAAAAAUGGGAAAAGCUGAGAAAAAGAGAAUGGCUGCACAAGCUUUGGCUGAAUCGAAUAUUGAAUUCGAUAAUAUUGAAGACAAACUUCUUUUCGAUUUGAAACCCGGAAAUCUAAUUCAUUUCGAUUUUGCAGUUCACAUGGAUGUUGAACCUGGUAGUAAAUUUCAUAUUACCGAAAAAGAUGGCCAAAAAUGGAAUCCUUUUAGGCGAUUAGUUAUUAUGGACUAUAAAAGGUAGGAUUUUAAACUCUAUUAAUUGAUAAAUUAUUUAAUUUUCUAGAUUCGAUGCAUUUUUGCAACGUGGAAUGCAAGGAAUCUAA